Molecule: messenger RNA, 4120 nt
Organism: Molossus molossus (Pallas's mastiff bat)
Lineage: Eukaryota; Metazoa; Chordata; Mammalia; Chiroptera; Molossidae
Gene: CEP104
Product: centrosomal protein 104
Exons: 22
Coding region: 109-2856 (915 amino acids)
Cellular component (GO): cilium
Molecular function (GO): protein binding
Source: RefSeq, a predicted model, not a curated record
AGCACCUGGCAGAGGCUUCUCUAGCUCUCUGUGGAGACUGCACCAGGCACCCCGAGGUCCGAGGACCCAAAUCCCACCCACUCUGCAGCACCCGCCCCAGUGCACAGGAUGCCCCACAAGAUCGGAUUCGUCGUCGUCAGCUCGUCUGGGCACGAAGACGGCUUCAGCGCCCGGGAACUAAUGAUCCACGCACCGACUGUCAGCGGGUGGAGGUCACCAAGGUUCUGCCGGUUCCCACAGGAGAUCGUCCUCCAGACGGCGGAGCGCUGCCGCAUGAAGAAGCUGCAGCUGCUGGCUCACCAGUACAUGAUCCCCAGCAAGGUCGAGUUCUACGUCAGCGAGCGGCUGCCCGAGCCCUUCGCGCCGCCGCAGGCGGAGCGGUUCCGCAGGCUCGGCUACGUCUCCCUCUGCGACAACGAGAAGACGGGCUGCAGGGCCCGGGAGCUGAAGUCGGUCUACGUGGACGCGGUGGGGCAGUUCCUGAAGCUGAUUUUCCACCAAAACCACGCCAACAAGUACAACAUCUAUAAUCAGGUCGCCCUGGUUGCGAUCAACAUCAUCGGAGACCCUGCGGACUUGGGUGAUGAGAGCAACAUUGCCUCCAGAGAGAAGCUGAUCGAUCACUACCUGGGGCACAGCCUAGAGGACCCGGCUCUGGAAGGAAGCUGCAGUGGGAAGUCCGACUACAUCUCCCCACUGGAUGACCUGGCCUUCGACAUGUACCAGGACCCGGAAGUCGCGCAGAUCAUACGCAAGCUGGACGAGCGGAAACGCGAGGCGGCCCGGCAGGAGCGCUACGACGACGCCAAGAAGCUGAGACAAGCGCUUGCUGACCUGCAGAAGGUCGGCGAGCGGCUGGGGCGCUACGAGGUGGAGAAGCGCUGCGCCGUGGAGAAGGAGGACUACGACCUGGCCAAGCACAAGAAGCGGCAGAUGGAGCAGUACCGCGCCUGGGCCUUCGAGCAGCUGCACAGCCUCGUGGACCGCGAGCUGGUGGGAAGGCCUCUCGAUUUACCGCUCCAGCCCCUCGCUCCCUCAGGCAGCGCUUGCCACCGGCCGCCAGCGCUGCCACCACCGCAAGGAGGGACCGUGACAGAAAACCGGUUUGCAGACCAGUUCGUUCCGGAAAAGCCCCCAUCGCAUCCCCUGGACGUGGACCAGCCGCUGCCCCCCACGCACCCUCCUCUCAAGACCCAGCUCGAGUCCCUGCCCUAUGACGAGCGGCCCCUUCCUGCGGUCCACAAGCAGCCCAGGGCAGCGACUGUGGAGCCAGAAAAGAGCGACACGGACGUCAGUGAGGCGCCCAGGGGGGCAGCUGUGGGCGAGCCAGAGCCCCUGACAGAGAAGGCCCUCCGAGAAGCCGGCUCGGCCGUGGACGUGCUGGGAGAAAGCUUGGUGGCCGGGGCCUACUCAAAGUCGUGGUCAUGCCGGGAGGACGCGCUGCUCACCCUGCACCGGCAGCUGAUGGGCACGCCUGCCAGCACCCCCAGGGAAGACCUGAAGAGCGUGCUGAGGGCGGCUGUCUUUCUCCUGAGAAGGGCCAUCCGGGACAUCGUGACCCCGGUGUUCCUGGCGUCUUUGAAAGUGCUGAAGAUGAUAGUCACACAGUACAUCCCGAAACACAAGCUGAGCAAGCUCGAGACGGCUCACUGCGUGGAGAGAACCAUCCCCGUUCUGCUUGCGAGGACUGGAGACUCUUCUGCGCGUCUCCGGAUUGUAGCUUCCAGUUUCAUCCAGGAGAUGGCCCUGUGCAAGGAGGUGAAGUCUCUCCAGCUGAUUCCGUCUUACCUGGUUCAGCCACUGAAAGCCAACGCUUCGGCCCACCUGGCCAUGAGUCAGAUGGACCUCCUGGCCCGGCUGCUGGGGGAUCUGGGCACCGACGGCACGGGCUUCACCGUGGAUAACGUGAUGAAGUUCGCAGUGCAGGCCCUGGAGCACAGGGUGCACGAGGUCCGGGAGACCGCCGUCAGGGUGAUCCUGGACAUGUACCGGCGGCACGGGGCCGUCGUCCUGGCCUACCUCCCUCCGGACGACAGCGCCACGCGCAAGAACGUCCUCUACAAGUCCAUCUUCGAGGGAUUUGCCAAAAUAGACGGCAGACCGACAGCUGCUGAGGUCAGGGCACAGAAGAAAGCGGCUACAGAAGAAGCAGAAAGACGGAAAAAAGAAGAAAUUGAAGUUUUACAAGGGCAGCUGGCAGCGCUGAAAGAGAUGCAGGCUGAAGUCCAGGAACACGAAGGCGAGGCUGUGGAGGCAGAGGCCCCAGACACCCUUGGAAGGAGCGCAGCCCCACCCGGUGCCCCCGGAGUUCCGGAGAGUCCCGGCCUGGAGAACCUGUGCAUCUUCUGCGGGGAGCGGAGCGCGUCCUUCACGGAGGAGGGCCUGGACCUGCACUACUGGAAGCACUGCCUCAUGCUGGCCAGAUGCGGCCACUGCAGGCAGGUGGUGGAGAUCUGCAGCCUGACCGAGCACCUGCUGACAGAAUGCGACAAAAAGGAUGAGUUUGGGAAGUGUCGUCGCUGCGGCGAGGCUGUUUUAAAGGAAGAGCUGCCUGUGCACCUUGAAACAAGAGUCUGUGCCCCUGCCAAGCCAGAGAAGCUGGCCAGCCGGUGCCCGCUGUGCCACGAGGACUUCGCCCCAGGAGAGGAGGCGUGGAAGGCUCACCUGAUGGGCCCCGCGGGCUGCGCCAUGAACCUGCGCCGGACGCACGUGCUGCUGAAGGCCCCGGCUGCGCUGCGGGGUAAAGGCCCCGCCACGGCCAAGUCCGGCACCUCGGCACCGAAGGCUGGAAGCAAGAUUCCCACCCCAAAGGGGGGCCUGAGUAAAAGUUCUGGCAGGACCUACAUGAAGCGGUGACACGACGGACCUGUCCCCUUGGUCUGCGAGCGUGGACCGAGCCGGUGUCCUGAUCGUGAACAUGUCUCCCAGAAGCCAUCCUCAGCACGCAGCUCCGUGUGGGGCUGACCGAAGCACAGCCCCUGAGCUGGGACCUGCCCUCCCUCCUGCGGUUCCAGCCACGGGGUCUCUGACUUUCUCCAGCUCGGAGCCACAGUCCGAAACCGGGGCCCAGGAAGCUUACGGAACAGGUGCCGGGUCGGGUCCCUGUUGAGGGCGUCCCGUAAGCACAGCGCCCUGUAGGUGGCGCGGGCGAUUUCCUGCAGGCUGCACUGCGCCUCUGCCUGGCGGUCCGUCCCGAGUCCCCUGUGGCCCAGCCAGGGUCAGGCACAGGAGGUGACGGUGUGCUCGGCUGCCUGCACCUUCUCUGCCGGCGGCAGCUGCAGAGCCCGUGUUUGCCCGACACAGAAAUAAAGGUCAGAGAGCGGAAACCGUGGUUACCGAGAACUGGUCCCUGCAGCACUCGGUGUGGGCUCGCCUGUCCCGUCCCUGUCCAAGCCAUGCUGGAAUUGGAGCUAUAAGAUCACUUUUCUCAAACUCACCAUAUAAUUCUCAAAACCAAAACAUCACUUACAACGAUGAAACCAAACCUCAAGUCCAGUCUCCUACCCAGCUGGCCAACUGCCCACCCCACCGAAGCAGCUCAACUUGCCUCGCCUCGGGGGGCCAGAGGGAGGCCAUGCCUGGCGUCUUCCUAUCCAGGCCUAUGCUCCCCGGGUGCCCAGUCCACUGGAGCCUCCAGGAAGCUGGCGUCUGCUGUCUGCUUCCUCCUGAGCAUCACGGGGCAGGCUGUCAGGAUCCCGCUAGAAAUACGCAGGAUAGACGAAAUCUGUAGCACACAAUAGUGUAUAAAUAUUUCCCAUUCCUAGCCCUGCGCCCCGAGAAUGUGUGCAGCUAACAGCUGUUUGAGCGGGGUGCUCCCCGGCCACGUCGGCAACCGUGCAUUUGCACUAACCAGUCACCAUUUUUAGUAAAUUAAUACCUUCUCGUGUGGUUGACUAGAAACACAGCAAGCCUGACCAACAGAAUUACCUUAAAUAGAUACUAAAAGUAAACAAGUAUGGGAGAAAUAAUGUCAAACUUUACUAGGCUGAGCAGAGUACAGAUGCCUAGAUAAUCACAAAAUAAUCCUUUUUGGCUUCAAAAAGAUGUUGGCCAUUUUCUAAACCAUGUUGAAGAACAGACAAAACACUUUUUAAACAGAACAAUAAUGAAAAAAAUUAAC